Molecule: messenger RNA, 792 nt
Organism: Guillardia theta CCMP2712
Lineage: Eukaryota; Cryptophyceae; Pyrenomonadales; Geminigeraceae
Exons: 5
Coding region: 15-692 (225 amino acids)
Source: RefSeq, a predicted model, not a curated record
ACUGGACCUCCGAAAUGCCGCCCAAGAAGAAUGAACCCCCUCCGCCCGCGGCAGCGGAACCUGAAGAAACCGAGGAGAAGUUUGGAGUGUGGGAGGGAGAGAAGGACAAAAACCAGCUUCCCCACGGAAAGGGAAAAGCAACGUAUCCCAACGGAGACACGUUCGAGGGAACUAUCGAACACAAUCAACGGGAGAAGGAGGGUGUCUACACGUGGAAGCACGUGGAAGGAGCCAAGUGCGUCGCAGUGUACAAGGGCAGCUACGAGUCCAAUCUCAAGCAUGGCAAUGGCACUAUGACGUACCCUGACGGCGGAGUCUACGAGGGCUCCUGGGAUCAUGGCCUCAGGCAAGGGCAGGGAACCUUCAAGUAUCCCAACGGCGACUCGUAUGUUGGUAGCUGGUCGCAGGGGAAGAAGUCAGGGCAGGGAAUCUACUUCUCGUUCGCGGGAUCAUGCUGGUACUCAGGGGUGUGGAAGGAUGGGAACUUUCAGGAAGGAGAAUGGCUGUUCAAGGACAGGAGCAAGUACAUCGGAGCCUUCCGGGAUGGCAAGCCAGCUCCUGGAGAGGGCGUCUUUGUCUUUCCUAACGGAAACAGGCUCAAGGGACAGUGGAUCGAAGAGCAUGUGGAGGGUUCUGAGGAUCCGCCUAAGCUCUACUGGGUUGGAGGAGAACUGGAAGUUCAGUCCACAUGAUGCGCCUCUCGAUUGCUUCUUCUUAUGGACCGUGAGGAGGAAGCGAUCAGAUCAGAUCUUGAAGAAGAGGUUGUAAAUUAAAGGAUAAGCUGAUCUCUCC